AUGGAUGGGGAAAACGAUAAACUGAUUUGUCAAAUCUGUAAAAAGAAAUACUCUAGUGUUUCGGCGAAAUAUCGCCAUUUGCGAGAUGUUCAUAAUGAACAACCUAUUGCAAAACAGACAGUGCAUAUAAAAUGCCCCAUUUGCCCUCAAGAAGAAAAAGUAGCUCUUGAGUCUCAUGAUAUGCUGAUUAAUCACUUACAGCAGAUUCAUUCUCUAAGUAUCAAGACAUCACUUUUUACUUUUAAGAAUGAAGAAGAAUUUGAGACUUGGAGAGCACUUGAUAACAGAAAUGUGGAUUACGUAAAACGAAGAGAUCGUAAAAUCAUAUGUAAUACAGGGGUGGAUGUUAAAUUUGUUGAAACACAUGUUGGUCAUGACGAUCUACUGCGAUCUAAACAUUUGACAAAGGACCAGCAGGAAAUGAUUGCUAGUAAAUUGGCAGCUGGAGUCACAAAAGAAAGAAUUUUGGAAGAUGCAAGAACUAUAACCGGCAAUAAGCUAGAAAGAAUUAAUGUGCUUAAAAGGGCAGAUCUUGCUUAUAUUAUAAGAAAAUUCAACAUAGAGAAGAGGAGACAUGAUGAUGACAUGGUUGCCACCACUUUAAAAGUGAAAGAGUGGAACAGUCAAGGAAAAAAUUAUGUUUUUUUGUUCAAGCAAAUUGGAGAAACCUACCCAGGAUUGAAGGCAGAAGACUUUGCUCUAGGAUUCAUGAACGAUGAUAUGGAGAGAAAGCUCAAACAAUUCAAAAGGAUAAUAUGCAUCGAUGGAACCCAUGGCACGAACUCAAGACAUUAUGAUCUGACUAUAGUUUUAGUCAAAGAUGAGAAUAAAAUCGGUUUCCCGGUGGCUUUCUUAUUAUCGAAUAGACUGGAUCAAACCAUCCAAAAUAUUUUUUUUGAUGCUUUGAAAUCUAAGAUUGGAGAGCCAGUGGACGCAGAAUAUAUUAUGACCGAUGAUGAUAUAAAAUAUUAUAAUGCAUGGUGUCAGGCAAUGGUAACUGAAAGAAAGCCAAGAAGGCUCCUCUGUACUUGGCAUGUUAUUAAGAAUUGGAAUAUACAGGGGAGAAACAAGUUGAAGAAUGUGGACAACAAAAAAGAGAUGAAAAAUAGAAUGCGAAAAAUUUUGAAGGAGACUGAUGUAUCAACAUUCCACAAGAUGAAAGACGAAUAUUUCAAGCAUUUGGAAGAAGGACAGGAAAAUGAAUUUUUGAAAUAUUUAAAGAAUUAUUAUUUCCAAAGUGAAGAAAGAAUCAUGAUGUGGGCUCACUGCCACAGAGUAAAUGUUGGGAUUAAUACCAACAUGGCUAUAGAAAGCCUGAAUAAAGUAUUGAAGUACAAUAAAAUGAGGGGAAAUCAGAAUUUACGGGUAGAGAAAUUACUGGACACUUAGGAGGAAUUGGUAAAUGAAAAGAUGUGGAAAAACAUUAUUGACACUGAAAGACCUUCUGCCAAUCAAUACCAGGCCAGAGUUAACCGAGAAGCUCAUUCGAAAGCAGAAAAUGGACUGACCGAUAAAGUAGUAUGCUUAGAAACUGGUGAGUUUAGAGUACCAUCGGAAUCCGUGAGUAAUAAAUUUUAUAUUGUGUCAUAUAAUGAGUUGUGUGAUAAGGAUUGCACAUCUCUAUAUUGCAUUAAGUGCAAAAUAUGCAUCCAUAGGUUUAGAUGUCAAUGUGCAGAGUUUACUAUAAAAACUGCCAUGUGUAAACAUAUACAUGCAGUUGCUCUGGUCGCAGAGAGAAGCGAUUCUGUUUUAGGUGUGAGAACUGUAAAUGAUGAUGAGGACAACAACUUAUAUAUAUGUCAACCAUCAACAAGUAGGGCUGCUUAUGAAAUGGAUGUCCAGAGUGUCGUAGGUGGAUCCAGUCAAAUUACAAAUGAUCCAAUAGAUUCUACUACAAAAGAUAUUGUAUUAGAACAAGCUAGAAUGCAGCUUGGUUUAUUGGAUGUGGGUACCCUUCGUAACAUUGCAAAAAUUAUUAGAGACGCUUAUAACUUGCAAUGCAAUAAUGCUUCUAC
Coccinella septempunctata (seven-spotted ladybird) is the source of this 2015-nucleotide messenger RNA. RefSeq lists its product as uncharacterized. Lineage: Eukaryota; Metazoa; Arthropoda; Insecta; Coleoptera; Coccinellidae. The transcript is spliced from 8 exons. The coding region runs from base 1 to 1389 and encodes 462 amino acids. The record is from RefSeq and is a predicted model, not a curated record.